AUGUCGACCGAGGAGGGUGCCAACCAGGCGUCUGCCGCGCCCAAACCAGCGGCGGCCUUUAGUUUCUCUAUUAAUAAGAAUACAACGAGCAAGAAGUUUGCACCCAAGGCAGCACGACGAAGACCAGGCGCUCCGCCUGCUGCACCUGCUGCACCUGCUGCAUCAUCGCCUGCACCGGCAUCAGAGAUACCCGCAUCGACUGCCGAAGUGCCCAACCCGCAAGCCGAACCCGAAGCCGAGACCUCGAAUGCGCCUGCCGCCGACUCGACACCUGCCGUACAGCUGCCCACGCCUGCCGCGACUCAAGAGACCGUAAAUAGCACUGCUCAAGCCGACCUGUCGAUUAUUACUGCCACUGCUACUGCGACCGGGACCCCUGCACCCACCGACCCGAAUGUUCAGACGCAGGCAGCCAAUGAAGCCAGUGCCGCCCAGCCUUCUACCUCACAAGGCCUCACAACACAGUACCUCGAAGAUGAAGUCCAAGCAGGGAGGUCACCUAAGAGGCGCCGCCUAGAGUCCCCCGUACAGCCAAGCCAAGAGGUCCAAGUUACUGCACCUGUGAGUGCGCCGGCAACAGCAGAUGGAGACGGCGAGCAACCACCUGGCGCGAACACUGCCCCGACUCCUGCAGAAAACCAGACUCUCCCACAGCCCAGAAACAGAAGGAAACUGCCGUGGAUAUCGGUGAACCACUCCCAAGAUGGCGGCGCGGAAACCCCUGCCGGUGCGUCUACCCGGAAGCCUCGCCAACCUCCCAGGCCCCGAGCGAAGAAGAAUGCCAUGGCGGACGCAGACGCAGAUGCAGAUCAUGUGGAGGAAGAGGAAGAAGCUGAAGACGACGAAGAGCUACAACCCACGAGAAAACGACCUGGCAUAAAGUCCCGCACAAAGAAGAAAGCCACCGAAGCACCCACACAGGACGGCGAAGAAGUCCCCGCGGCCCCAAAAAGAGCCAAGAAGCCCCGGAAACCUAAAGGCGCCCUGAGUAGCGAGAUCGUCGAAGGAACAGAGGAAGAGGUCGGACGCAUCGCAGACGAUAUCGUAGCAGCCGCCACACGUCGCAAACCGAAGCCAAGGAAAAGGAGGCAGCCCACUCCCGAGGCCGAUGAAGUAGAUGGUGUUGAAGGCGAAGAGGGCACACAAAGGGAGAAGAAGAGAAGGGGACGACCGCCGCGCGAGGCCACCCCGUCUGAUGCGGAAGAUCAGACCAUCGACCCCGAUGUCACCUACAUGGACUCUCUGGCAGCUCGCCACGUCCAUUGGGGAAAACUCUCUACGAGAGAGAGAGAGAUGCGCACGAUAGACUGGGAAGCAGUCAAGCAGCGCCGCAGAGAGGAGGACUCCCGAGAAAUAGCUUCCAGGGCCGAGCAGGAAAAAGCGGACAGAGAAUUGGCUGAGCAAGGGGCACAACGGGCUGCGCAAUCCGAGUUCGAAAACGUCCGUCUGAACGCAGAGGGUAAUUUGGAGAUAAUACCUCAAGCUGGAAUCAUUGAUCUUGAGGGCGACGCCGCUCGCGAGAUCGAUCAGAUGGUCGUUACCGAAGACCAGGACAUUACUGCACGCCUUACCAAUCGUAGCUUCAUGAAAAACAACAAGCGGUUCCCCAACGAGUUUAUCCUACCAGGCCAAGGUCGACGAUGGAAUAUGGAACUCACGGAGCUCUUCUACCAAGGCCUCAGAUCUUUUGGUACGGAUUUCCAGAUGAUAUCGCAAAUGUUCCCCGGUUUCACUCGGCGCUCCAUCAAAACCAAGUUCACCCGCGAAGAGCGUGAGAACCCCGACGGCGUCAAGGCAGCGCUGCAAGGCCGCUGCGAAAUGAACGCGGGAGGAUGGAACAUGUAUCUGGAGAAAGCGAACAGGUCCGAGGACUCGUUUGCCAAUGUGGAUGAGAUCAAGCGCGAAAUGGCCGAUCUUGAGGCUGAGUACGCGAAGAAGAUUGCGGUAGCAAAAGCAGAAGCUUUGGAGAGGAAACGUCAGAGGGAGCUUGCUGGCAUUGAUGAAGACGGAAACCCGCUGGGCCCUGAUGGUACGGCGAACAAGGAGAAUGGAAAGGGGAAGAAGAAGCGAGGCAAGAACAAGCAGGUCGCUUUCGAAGCAGAGCAGGGCGUGGAAAUUAUUGGGGAGAUUGGUGAUGAUGAUACUUGGGGUCAAGAGUAGCGAUGGUGUGAAUGACGAAACGAUUAAGAAGCAUGAUACCCCAUAGAUUCCACAGUCUCGAUACUGAGAUGGCAGAUGCGAAGCUGCUCUCAAAUACAGUCAUAUUCAGCCUGGUGUUGGAGUCCUAUACUUUUGAUUGCCCAAGAUGUGAAUUCUAAACUUACCUGAAAGAAAAACUGCAUAAGCAGCAGUAAUGUCAUUAUCGUGGUGCGGUCUGUGGGGCCGGCCCAAAUAGUCGACCGCACAACACACUCGCUUGGCCCAAAGCCCAAUUCCCCACACCCACGCAUUUGUACCAACAUUGUAAUACAACUAAUUUCUCUGUCUCUCAUCAAACAGCUUGAAUUCUCAAGCAAACAACCUAUCGGGCUCGUGGUUUAGUGGUAUAAUACUCCCUUAGCAUGGGAGUGGUCCGGGGGUAAGUCACAACUCGCACCUUCAAGAUAAGGUUACAGUCGUACUAACAAUCUGCUUAGUUCGAUUCCCCGCGAGUCCAUCGUGUUUCUUUUUUUUUUGCGGAUUAAAGGGCUGUAAUUUUUGGCUAUGGGAGGUUGAUGCAGAAAGAUGAGAUGGGUUGAGGGUAC
This is a messenger RNA of Pyrenophora tritici-repentis Pt-1C-BFP, 2744 nucleotides long. Lineage: Eukaryota; Fungi; Ascomycota; Dothideomycetes; Pleosporales; Pleosporaceae. The record is from RefSeq and is a predicted model, not a curated record.